AGGGGCGGCCCCGGUGCCGUGAGGCGGGGGUCAGAGGCCGGCUCCCGGCAUCCCGCAGGCGGGCGGCGCGGCGCGGAGCGGCGCUGCCGCCGCCUCCCCGUCAGCCGAGGCGCUGCCGAAGCGGAGCAGGCUGGGCCGGGCCAGGCCGGGCCGGGCCUGGCCGCAGCCGGCCCCCACCAUUCCCCCCCUUCCCUCCCGGUGCCGUCGCCCCCCGGCUGCAACCAUGCAGGAGCUCAUCGCCAGCGUGGAUCACAUCAAGUUCGACCUGGAGCUGGCCGUGGAGCAGCAGCUGGGGGCGCAGCCGCUGCCUUUUCCCGGCAUGGACAAAUCAGGUGCAGCUGUCUGUGAAUUUUUUUUAAAAGCGGCCUGUGGAAAAGGAGGCAUGUGCCCAUUCAGACACAUCAGCGGGGAAAAGACAGUUGUUUGCAAACACUGGCUACGAGGACUGUGCAAAAAGGGAGACCAGUGCGAGUUUCUGCAUGAGUACGACAUGACCAAGAUGCCUGAGUGUUACUUCUACUCCAAAUUUGGGGAAUGCAGUAACAAGGAAUGCCCAUUCUUGCACAUCGACCCGGAAUCUAAGAUCAAAGACUGUCCCUGGUAUGACAGAGGCUUCUGUAAACAUGGUCCCCUCUGCAGACACCGACACACUCGAAGAGUCAUUUGUGUGAAUUACCUAGUCGGAUUCUGUCCAGAGGGACCUACCUGUAAAUUCAUGCACCCUCGGUUUGAACUGCCUAUGGGAACCACAGAGCAACCACCACUGCCUCAGCCGACACAAACACAGCAAAAGAGGACGCCCCAAGUCAUCGGAGUUAUGCAGUCUCAAAAUAACAACACUGGGAACAGAGGACCCCGGCCGUUGGAGCAAGUAACCUGUUACAAGUGUGGUGAAAAAGGUCAUUAUGCCAACAGAUGCACCAAAGGACAUCUGGCCUUUCUCAGUGGACAGUGAAAGAGCAGAAAGAAGAGCGCAAGGGAGCUAUUAACACUGAGAAGAGGUUUCUGCCUAGCACUGUUUCUUGAACUAUUAAUCAGGUUGUUUUUUUUUAAUGCCAUUACUGAAAGAACUGGUCAGAGGCUGGUUGCUGCUAAGCAAGAUUUUUGUAAUUGUCCACAACUUUUUUUUAUGUUUUAACCUUUUUAAAAUAGAUUUUGGCCUCCGUCUACUUUCAUUGAGCCCUGCUGAAAGGUAGAUAUAAAAGCAAAAAGAUAUGCAAACCCCUCACCGGUGCAGCGUUCAACAUAAACUCAUCUUACUCCAGUGUUUCUUUAAAGUGUUUUCCUUCUGCCACUUCUCUUUGGAGAACCUGCAGCGUUUCAGCCCUCCCUGUGGAAGCAGGAAGACUGACUGGGAAAAUUAAUACUUGAAAUGCCUUCCCUUCAGUGAGGAAGCAGGAAUGCUGCUGUCCUGUAGCUCUAAAAAAGCAAAGUCGUGUUCCUAGAUCCAGAUGAACCUGUCCUGGUGGCUGACUUACGGCCUCACAUACACCAGGCUGCAAAACUCUCGUCCACUUACUUUGUUUCUAUGUUUCUUGCUAUACUGAAGGUUAGAAAUUAAUCUUCUGGGUGAAAACAAAUUGGGGGAUAAUAAAUUGGCAUCUCUGUGGUUAGCCAAACAAUGAGGAGCAAUGAUUUUAGGAAAUUCACAUCUGUGCUCAUUUUCCAUUUGCAAAGCAGGUAGGAAAUGACCACAGCUUGAAGUGUAGGAAUAGGAGAGCCUUUUCUCAGCACCCGUCAUUCAGCUCACACUGAGCAGGUAUUUCCAUAGCCUAGAGAAGACCCGAGAAGUGGAGCUUUAUAUUCUUGUGGAACAUUGCAUUUAAAAGUGGUAGAACCUUCUGAGAAACUCCAAGCCAAAACCCAUUCCUUUUGUGAAAAGGUAUUUCAAAAGGGCCAAUGAUAAAAUGUGAAUU
Molecule: messenger RNA, 1916 nt
Organism: Oxyura jamaicensis (ruddy duck)
Lineage: Eukaryota; Metazoa; Chordata; Aves; Anseriformes; Anatidae
Gene: CPSF4
Product: cleavage and polyadenylation specific factor 4
Exons: 8
Coding region: 224-955 (243 amino acids)
Molecular function (GO): RNA binding; zinc ion binding
Source: RefSeq, a predicted model, not a curated record